AGACGCCGCACCGGCGGGGUUGGUGGGGCUUGCGGGAGGGAGGACGAUGUGGGCGGGAUAGGAAACCGCCCCCUUUGGGACCGCACGAAACUGACGAGAGGACACGCGCUCCGCGCCCCCCACAACGGUCCCGACAAGGGGCGGGGCUGCCGCCUCCCGGAGCGAUGGGCGUUGCUGGGCCCCGGCGCGGCCCGGGCUGCUGCUGAGGCCAUCGCCGGCAGGCACGGGCGGCCAUCGCCAAGCUGUCGAAAGCGAGGGCGCCGGGAGCCGGCAGCGUUUGAAGCCUGGUGCAAUAUUGCGAUGGCAGCUCAGAUGACUGAUGCUCAUCGGCGGUUCUUGCAGGUCCUGAUGUCCCAUGGGAUAAUGGAAGGAUCAGAGGCUAGAAAAUUGCACAGGCACUGCUGUGAAGUCCAUAAAGUCUACUAUGCACAUGAUAAACUGGAUGAUUUCAUCAAUACUAUUAACAGCCAUCUCGAGCCUCUGUUUAUGCAGAUCCGGAAAGGAAAGUCGGAGGAUGAUGGGAGACCACAUUAUGCUUUAGUGAACUUGGCAGAAACCGAAAUAAGCAAAAUGGCAUCUGACUACACAGAAAAUGAAUUAGAAUUGUUCAGAAAAACAAUGGACCUAAUCAUUUUAUCAGAAAAUGGCUUUGCCUCUUCUACAGAUAUUUUAAACUUGGCUGACCAACUUAAGACAAAGAAAAUGAAGAAAAAAGAAGCAGAGCAAGUGCUGAAAGUUUUUGUGGAGGACAGGUUGCUCUCUGAGAGAAAUGGAGAAUACACUCUGCAUACUCGCUGUAUAAUCGAGAUGGAACAGUAUAUUCUCAACAACUACCAAGAUGUGGCAAGGAAGUGUAACAUCUGUCACAGCCUGGCCAUCCAGAGCCUAGUAUGUGACUCCUGUGGAACUGGAAUGCAUUUACCUUGUGUCAGAAUGUACUUCAGAGCUCAGGCUGAACCACGCUGCCCACAGUGUAAUGAUGUCUGGUCUUGUGACAUUCCAGGUGUGAGUCGGGUAGACUCCCAGUCACCAUCAACAACAGGAAAGCUGAGAAGAGCCUAAUUCUCAGCACUAGAUGAUGCUAGGAAAAUUUGCUUUCAGUGAAAUCUUUUUUUCCCACUCCUGUAAAACAGCCAGACUGUACUGUAUUCAUUAGUAACAGUGCAUUGUUCAGUGUACUUUUUUUUUUUCCCUAAAGUUUUAAGAAUCUUGCAAUAAACUAUCAUUGCCCUUCCUAAUGUCUUUGUUCACAGUUACACCUGCGCAGAUUUCUUGGAGGCUGUUUUGUAUGCAUGGUUCUCCACGUUCUGCAGUUGCAACUCUUCAGUGCAUGUUUGGGAAAGAACGAUACAAACACUUUCAGUCAGUCCUGCAAGCUGAUCUAUGCAGGUGAACAAUCCAAAGAAGCCUUUCUGAGCAACAGCAUUCCCUGUGUCAUGGGUUUCUCUGGAGGCGUUUCUGGUAAUAGGGAAGAGGCUGUAAAGAUGGCUCUAGUAAGAAGUUGCUCAAAACUUCCUGUGGCUUUGAGCCAGACCCACUUCUGGGGCUAAGCCAAAUGGGUGCCUCCACAGUCACUUUUUAAGAAGCCAGAAGAAGAAGAAGGUUCUUCCUGUUCUUUUUUUUUUUUUUUGUGGGUGGUGGUGGAAGGAGAGAAAAGCAGCCAUAUGGACCCCAAGGUCAGUGAGGGAAGAGAGGAGCGAUGUGCUGGAGCACAGACCCUUCUGCAUCAUGAGAUGGCACCUGUCCCCCUGCAGCCUGGGAAGAGUGGUGAAGCUGAGAUUUGUUGGCAGUUCAUGGAGGACCCCAUACCAGGGGUAGUGACUAAGCCCAGAGGAGGCCACUGGCAAGGACUCGCCCCAGAGAGGUUUGUUAAGGACUGUGUGGGAGGGACUCCAUGUUGGAGCAGGGGAAGAAUGCGAGGAGUCCUUGUCUGAGAAGGAAGCGGCAGUCUGUGAGAGACUGACCACAUCCCCCAUUCCCUACCCCACCCUUCUGAGCCAUUGAGGGGGGAGGAGGUAGAGAUGUUGGGAGCACUGAGCUGAGCCCAGGAAGAAAGGAGGGAUGGGAAAUCUUAAAGUGCUGGUUGUAACUUUCUCAUCAUUCUGCUGUUCCUUUUGCUUUCUGUCCUGUUUCUAGUAGGUAGUAGAAUAAACUUUUCUUACUUUUCUAA
Molecule: messenger RNA, 2170 nt
Organism: Colius striatus (speckled mousebird)
Lineage: Eukaryota; Metazoa; Chordata; Aves; Coliiformes; Coliidae
Gene: NSMCE1
Product: NSE1 homolog, SMC5-SMC6 complex component
Exons: 8
Coding region: 301-1062 (253 amino acids)
Biological process (GO): DNA damage tolerance; double-strand break repair via homologous recombination
Cellular component (GO): Smc5-Smc6 complex; nucleus
Molecular function (GO): ubiquitin-protein transferase activity
Source: RefSeq, a predicted model, not a curated record